Prunus armeniaca (apricot) is the source of this 579-nucleotide messenger RNA. Lineage: Eukaryota; Viridiplantae; Streptophyta; Magnoliopsida; Rosales; Rosaceae. The record is from the annotation of a GenBank genome assembly.
AUGGCAAACUCAGCAACCCCUCUGAUUUUGCUCGUGCUCAUCUCUCUACUGGCAGCCAUUGAAGGAGUUCAAAACUCCACAGAGCUGAAGUGGGCCAAGAAGCUCAAGACGAGAAAGAAGACGACGUCGUCGGAGACAGUGACCAACCUCCAGUUCUACUUCCACGACACUGUCAGCGGGAAGACCCCAAGCGCCGUGCGUGUAGCCCAAGCCACAGGCACCGAGAAGUCCCCCACCCUUUUCGGAGCUUUGCUUAUGGCGGAUGACCCGCUUACUGAAACAGCCGACCCGAACUCCAAGCUCGUGGGUCGGGCCCAAGGACUGUACGGGUCAUCUUGCCAGCAAGAGCUUGGGCUGAUUAUGGCCAUGAACUUUGGGUUCACGGAUGGCAUGUACAACGGUAGCUCUAUUAGUAUUCUGGGUAAGAACUCGGCUAUGAACCCCGUUCGGGAGAUGCCGGUCGUGGCUGGAACCGGGGUUUUCCGGUUGGGCCGGGGGUAUGCAAUUGCCAAGACACAUUGGAUUGAUUUUACCACGGGUGAUGCAAUUGUUGGGUACAAUGUUACUGUAAUUCACUAG